Messenger RNA from Melanaphis sacchari, 1411 nucleotides. Its product is annotated as zwei Ig domain protein zig-8-like. Gene Ontology annotation, biological process: synapse organization. Bases 394 to 1260 code for a protein of 288 amino acids. Lineage: Eukaryota; Metazoa; Arthropoda; Insecta; Hemiptera; Aphididae. The transcript has 6 exons. The record is from RefSeq and is a predicted model, not a curated record. Gene Ontology annotation, cellular component: neuron projection membrane.
UAUUAUCCGUACGCCUCGUGUGCUGCGUGAAUUUAAAAAGUUGCCGUUUGUUUGUUAUUACGUUUGACACUAAAUCUAAGCGACAAAAAAAAAAAAAAAAAAAUAAAUACUUGUUAUUAAAUCCGAAUAAUUAACGAUCGCGAUAAAAUUUAUUUUCAUCCGUAUGGUUCGUUUAGGAAAGUUGUACAUAUAUAUAUAGUUAUAAAGAUAAUAUAAAUUUAUAUAUAUAUAUGUGUAUGUGUGUAUGUGUGUGUUAAUAUAUAUAUAUUAUAGGUUUUAUGCAUUAUAAAUACCUUUAAAAGUGUACACGAUGUACGAAAAAUCGCAAAUAGUGCUACUAGAGGAUUAAUACAGUUACAGAUACGAGGUGUUAAAAGUGUAUCCGAGAUCAGCAUGCAUAUUUUAUAUGCGACCGCACUGAUUUUGAUAUUGAUUUUGUGUUUUAUCGAAAAUGCUUCUUCUAAUGUUUCAAUGGAGCCGAGCUCAACAAUUCAAAAUAUACAACCUGUGUCACAAAAAGAAAUGUCCGUACAAAGACCACUUUUUGAUGAUGUUUCACCUCAUAAUGUUACGGCUGUUGUGGGUCAAACUGCCAUUCUCCACUGCAGAGUCAAACAUGUAUCCGAUAGAACGGUUUCUUGGAUGCGAAAACGAGAUUUGCACAUAUUGACAUCCAGCAUCCACACGUAUACUGGAGACGGACGUUUCAGUGUUGUGCAUCCAGAAAAUAGCGAACAAUGGGAUUUGAAGGUAGAAUUUGUGCAAAAAAGAGAUGCUGGCAUAUAUGAGUGUCAGGUGAACACCGAACCUAAGAUCAAUUUAGCGGUGCAACUGAACGUCGAAGGUACGGCUCAAGCCAAUAUCCACGGGCCCCCAGAGGUGUUUGUGAAGAAAGGCAGCACCAUCAGCCUGACGUGUUCGGUGAACGUGCACUCGACGCCGCCCAGUUCGGUGGUGUGGUUGCACGGCACCAAGGUAGUGGACUUUGACUCACCUCGCGGCCGUGGAGGAAUCAGUCUGGAAACAGAGAAAACCGAGUCGGGAACCACCAGCCGGUUGCUGGUCACAAAAGCCGGGCUGUCUGACACUGGAAACUACACGUGCCAGCCGAGCAACGCUAACACGGCCACAGUGUUCGUCCACGUGCUCAACGGUGAACACCCGGCCGCUAUGCAACACGGUGAACACGGUGCAGGUUCCAAAUUAGCCGCGUGGUCUUGGACAUUAACCAUGGCUGUGUUUGCUCUAUCUUAUAGAUGAUGUUAAACAAACUGAUAAAAUAUUGCUCAUACUAUCGUGAGAUAAAUAGAGCAGUCAAUUUUGCGAGGAAAUAACCUUAUAAAAAUAUGUUUAAUAUUGUUUUUUGUUAUUACAUUUUUCUUUAUAAUUUAAUUUGUUUUCUGUUUUAAAU